Molecule: messenger RNA, 2656 nt
Organism: Scophthalmus maximus (turbot)
Lineage: Eukaryota; Metazoa; Chordata; Actinopteri; Pleuronectiformes; Scophthalmidae
Product: RNA-binding protein 4.1-like
Exons: 3
Coding region: 31-1323 (430 amino acids)
Cellular component (GO): cytosol
Molecular function (GO): mRNA binding; zinc ion binding
Source: RefSeq, a predicted model, not a curated record
GUCCUCAUUCCAACACACUAGGUGGCGCUAAUGCACCGCAAUGCCGGUUGCCACCAUCAUAACUCGGGGGAAAGCAGCAGCAGCAGCGGCAGCAGCGCCAUUUCACCUUUCAUUCAUUGGUACCGAGGCCUACGUCGUCGUGUAGUGGCAACACAGAACGUCACCAUGGUGAAAAUUUUUAUCGGCAACCUUGCCUGCAAUACCACACCCGAGGAGCUACGCGAACUCUUUGAGAAGUACGGUAAAGUAUCAGAAUGUGACAUCGUCAAGAACUAUGGCUUUGUCCACAUGAACAACGUGGCCGAAGCGGAGGAGGCCAUUCAGAACCUCCACCAGCACCAGUUGAACGGCUGGCGCAUGAACGUGGAGAUGAGCAAAGGGAGGCCCAAGUCCACCACCAAGCUGCACGUCAGUAACCUCGGUGAAGGGGUCACCUGUGACGUCCUGCGAGCCAAGUUUGAAGAGUUUGGCACAGUGGUGGAGUGUGACAUUGUGAAGGACUAUGCCUUUGUUCACAUGGAGCAAAUGGAUGAUGCCAUGGAUGCCAUCGGCAAGCUGGACAACACAGCCUUCAAAGGCAAGCUGAUGAACGUACAACUGUCCACCAGUCGGCUUCGCACUGCCCCCGGAAUGGGAGAUCAUACCGGCUGCUUUGUCUGCGGGAAACAUGGUCACUGGUCAAAAGACUGUCCAGUGAGUCGGAACAGUAGCUACGGCGACGACGCGAGAGAUCUCGGCGGCCGGGCCCCCCCCCACGGUCCCCCAGGUUAUGGCAGGGGUGGCUACGGGAUGGCCCCCCCUCCAGCUGCUGAUUUCAUGGGUGGCCCUGCGUAUAGUCAGGGUAGUCAUGUAGAUGGGUUGCCGCCCCCCCCUCGUAGGCUCAGUGGCUACGGCUCUGAGCUUGGGGAUAUGUAUGGAGGCAGACCAGCAGGCCCCUAUGCUGACAGGUCAUCAGCUUAUGAUCAUGACAGUCUCUAUAACAGUGUUGACUAUUAUGAGAAGUACAGAGCUCGGCCUUACGGCUCAAGCUAUUUCGAGGAUCGUCGGAUGUCCUAUCUCCCCCCUCCCCCUCCCCCACCCCCUCCUUCCUCCAUCUCAAAGCUCUCCUCCAGUGUAGAUCCAUAUGAUCGUCGGCCAAUGCCUCCACCUGCACCGGCCUCUUCGGCUGGCGCAUACUAUGCACAAGACGAGAUCAGACGAGUGCCGGUCUCUUCGGGAGGCUACACCUAUGAGCGAACACAGCUGUCACCGGUGUCUUCCAGGGGCAGCUACUCUGUUCCACGACCCAAGGAUCAUUAUGCGCCACGAUACGCGCCUUACUAAAACCACGCUGCCAAGGUGAGCAACAUAGUAAAUAAAUUUGACGGAUUAUUUGAUUUCUUUGUUAAUGGGACACAAUACCGUAAAACAUUGCUGGUCAGUGUGCACUGGGACCUGGCAAAUUUUUUGAAGUUGCGAAACCCUUUGAAAACUGUGCUGCAGAUAAUUGGGGAUUAAACCCCCUUUCUGAAAAGGGAUUGCUUUGCUCUCUUUCUUAGGUCUGUUUGUGAACCGCGGGACUUUUCCUUUGCCAUCAUAACUUCGAGCUUCACGAUUCCAUCAGUCUGCGCACUGAGCGGCAAGCGUAUGAGAUGCGGAAAUUCGGUUUGUAAAUUGUGUCGGCAUCUUCGAGGCACCAGAGAUGCCAGUUGCCUGCAGAUGAAUCGUCCUUUCAGUCACAUUCACAUAUUCUGUUUUCAAUAAGUAUGAUUAGCAAAGUACACUGUUUAACAUGUCUGUAUGAAACAAUAUAUUUUCUAGCUUACCCUGCAGGUUUUCAGCUCAGUUUUUUUGUCUUUUUCUUUCUUACCUGCAUUUUUUUCCUCACAUGAUGCAAAUUGUGAAAUGCAGCAAAUGUGAAUUGUUUAUCAUGAAGAACAACGCUGGAUUUAUACCUCUGCGUAAAGAGACUAUGCCAUACCUACUGUGGCUUCAGGCAUAGGCUUUAACAUUACAUUGUUUGCUAUGCUAUAGCUGACGUGACAUGCGCCUCCUCAAAAAUUUAACCACAAGACAGGGAUGGAGACCUCCUCUGCGUAGAGUAAGAACUGUGAUUGGCUGCUGGCGUUUUCCCCUGAAUCUUACUGAUUCGGGCAGCGUUUGUAGGGAAUGAAAACACCAUUAAGGAACUCGAUGACUCUCAGAAGGCUUCUGCUCCUCCUUAUUCAGUAAUUAAACACAAUGAAAUGAUGUUAACUGGCUGUAACUCUCACUAUAUAAAUCGCCGUUGCUCUGUAUCAAAGUUAAUGAAAGAAUCUUCACAGAUAGUGUGGAGAUUAUAAAGCGUGAUCAUGAAACAUCAUGCCUCUAGUGUCUAUUGAGGUGAAAGAAUUUGGCUCGACUGUCAAAACCUGUGCUUCCCCUUGCGUUGACUAUAAAUCCAGCUUAUGUUCUUGUUCCUUUUUAAUAUGUAAACAUUUACUUUUCUUUUUUUAAAUUGGGAUGCAAGCUAACCCAUGUAGUUAGCUGUAUCAGUUGCUUGUGGUGCAGUCGAGCCUUAUCUUGCUCCUCAGCACACAUCUCACAUGAUCUGAGUCAGUUAUAUGGAUGUGGAUAGUGAUGAUUUUUUUUUACUAAAAUGCUUUACAAUAAAGAUCUUCAUCACUGGUGACCAACA